Messenger RNA from Penicillium verhagenii, 1011 nucleotides. RefSeq names its product IMPACT family protein. Gene Ontology annotation, biological process: regulation of translational initiation. NCBI's taxonomy places the organism in Eukaryota, Fungi, Ascomycota, Eurotiomycetes, Eurotiales, Aspergillaceae. Bases 1 to 1011 code for a protein of 336 amino acids. Gene Ontology annotation, cellular component: cytoplasm. The record is from RefSeq and is a predicted model, not a curated record. Gene Ontology annotation, molecular function: protein binding. The transcript has a single exon.
AUGUCGCAACUAGACAACCUACAAAACCGAGAUCUCGCUGAAGAGAUUGAAGCUAUCAAUGCCAUCUACGAACCCGAUACCAUCGCAUUAGACCGAGCGGCCGCAUCCUCCAUCGCGAACAACACCAUUGACUUGGGAAGCGCCGGGUCAUCCAAUGACGAUGCGCAAACCACAAUAACGCUCCAGCUCCCCGGCCAACCUCACCUCUCAUUCAUUAUUGGCUUCGGUGCGACAUACCCAGAAACACGACCUACAAUUCUUGGCACUGCAUCAACUGCCGCGCGCGGAGAAGGCAAGAUCGCCGUGGAUGUGCUGGAAGAUAUUGUACAACGGACAUGGCAGCCUGGUGCAGUGUGUUUAUUUGACAUAAUUAGCGAAGCAGUCGAUGUCUUUCCAGAAUUAAAUAUCGGGGGAGGCAAAGACAGCGAGCAGACUGCGGAUGGCUUAUCUGCUAGCCAGACAACAACAAAAGCAGACGACCCGGCCGCACCGAUUACCCAGACAGCAGAAAGCUUUGGGACUCUUUCUUUGAAAGAUGCAUUUGGGCUUGAUAGUCCACCAGAUUGGAUCAUGUCCGACGUUGUAACUGAGAAAAAGUCCACGUUUCUAGCCAGGGCAGCGCGAGUGACGAGUCUUGCACAGGCACAAGCUUAUCUGGAUCAUCUCACUGCAACUGAUAAGAAAGUCGCAGUGGCAUCGCAUAAUAUAAGUGCUUGGCGUAUCAAGCAGAAGAAGAAUACUUCUCCAGGCUCGGAUGCAGCCGAGACGCAAAUCCAGGAUUACGAUGAUGAUGGAGAGACUGCUGCAGGGGGGCGUUUACUGCACGUUAUGCAAUUGAUGAAUGUAUGGAAUGUCGUGGUUGUGGUCUCGCGUUGGUUUGGAGGCAUUCACCUCGGACCGGCGAGAUUUCGACUUAUUAACGAUGUUGGGCGCGACGCGUUGGUAAAGGGUGGGUUUGUCCGCGAGGAAACCCCUGGUCCUGAAAAGGGAAAGAAGAAGGGCAAGAAAUGA